This is a messenger RNA of Pipistrellus nathusii (Nathusius's pipistrelle), 1839 nucleotides long. The record is from the annotation of a GenBank genome assembly. Lineage: Eukaryota; Metazoa; Chordata; Mammalia; Chiroptera; Vespertilionidae.
AUGGACCCAGAAGCUGGCCCAGAGUCGUCUCUCACCGUCAAUGAGCAGGUCAUCGUGAUGUCAGGUCAUGAGACCAUCCGCGUUCUGGAAGUUGGAGUGGACGCCCAGGUCCCUGCGGAGGAGGAGGGCAAAGGCCUGGAGGGUGUGGCCGCCGAGGGCUGCCAGAGUGGAGGUCCUGCUGUAGCCAGUGAACCUGCUGGUGCCGCUGGGCCAGACAACCCAGGCUCUUCUGCCGAGGCAACUGUGACGUCACUCCCGGGGAUCCCCUCGAGUCCGGCGCCGGCUGUCGCCACUUUCAGCCAGCCCCCAAGCCAGCCUCAGGCAUCGCAGACCCUGACGCCGCUGGCUGUGCACGCUGCCCCCCAGGUCUUGACUCAGGAAAACUUAGCCACAGUUCUGACAGGCGUUAUGGUUCCAGCAGGGGCAGUUACUCAACCUCUUCUUAUCCCCAUCAGUAUUGCAGGUCAAGUGGCUGGUCAGCAGGGGCUGGCCGUGUGGACAAUUCCUACAGCAACCGUGGCCACCCUCCCAGGACUGACCGCCGCUUCUCCUACGGGGGGCGUUUUCAAGCCACCUUUAGCCAGUCUCCAAGCAGCGGCCGUGCUGAACACCGCUCUCCCGGCACCCGUGCAAGCCGUCCCACCGGUACAGGCCGCCUCGCCCGUCCAGCCCCGGCCACCAGCACAGUCCCAGCCGCUGUUCCAGACCCCGCCGCCGCCGCCGCCGAGCACGCCCGCCAUUCUACCGCAGCCCGCUGCUGCCACCGCUACCGCCCCCACCCCCAAGCCAGUGGACAGCCCCCCACAGAUCACCCUACAGCCCGCCAGCUUCGCCUUUAGCCCAGGAAUCAUCAGCGCCGCUUCCCUCGGGGGACAGACCCAGAUCCUGGGCUCCCUCACAACAACUCCGGUCAUUGCCAACACCAUUCCCAGCAUGCCGGGGAUCAGCAGCCAGAUCCUCACCAAUGCUCAGGGACAGGUUAUCGGAACACUUCCGUGGGUAGUGAACUCAGCUAGCGUGGCAACGCCAGCACCAGCCCAGAGCCUGCAGGUCCAGGCUGUGACCCCCCAGCUGCUGCUAAACGCCCAGGGCCAGGUGAUUGCAACCCUGGCCAGCAACCCCCUGCCUCCACCUGUGGCUGUCCGGAAGCCCAGCAUGCCUGAGUCCCCUGCCAAGAGUGAGGUGCAGCCCAUCCAGCCGACGCCGGCCGUGCCCCCGCCGACAGUGGUCAUUGCCAGCCCAGCCCCAACGGCCAAACCAUCGGCCUCUGCUCCCAUCCCAAUCACCUGCUCAGAGACGCCCACUGUCAGCCAGCUGGUGUCCAAGCCACAUACCCCGAGUCUGGACGAGGACGGGAUCAACUUAGAAGAGAUCCGGGAGUUUGCCAAGAACUUCAAGAUCCGCCGGCUGUCUCUGGGCCUCACCCAGACGCAGGUGGGCCAGGCUCUGACCGCGACGGAGGGCCCGGCCUACAGCCAGUCCGCCAUCUGCCGGUUCGAGAAGCUGGACAUCACGCCCAAGAGCGCCCAGAAGCUGAAGCCGGUGCUGGAGAAGUGGCUGAAUGAAGCCGAGCUCCGGAACCAGGAGGGCCAGCAGAACCUGAUGGAGUUUGUGGGCGGCGAGCCCUCCAAGAAACGCAAACGCCGCACCUCCUUCACCCCCCAGGCCGUCGUGGCUCUCAACGCCUACUUCGAGAAGAACCCGCUGCCCACCGGCCAGGAGAUCACCGAGAUCGCGAAGGAGCUCAACUACGACCGGGAGGUCGUGCGGGUCUGGUUCUGCAAUCGGCGCCAGACGCUCAAGAACACCAGCAAGCUGAACGUCUUUCAGAUCCCGUAG